UUGUGUUUUAUUGACAUAACAUAACCAAAAACAAUCUGUUUUAAUGUUAAUUAUUUUUCAAAUAUACAAUGUCUAUUGAAAUAGAAUCUGCCGAUGUUAUUCGUUUGAUACAACAAUAUUUGAAGGAAGCAAAUUUAGUAAAAACAUUACAAACCCUACAGGAGGAAACAGGAGUAUCGCUCAAUACAGUGGACAGUGUAGAUGGAUUUGUAGCUGACAUAAAUAAUGGUCACUGGGACACAGUGCUCAAAGCUAUACAAUCUUUGAAGCUACCUGAUAAAAAGCUCAUAGAUUUGUAUGAGCAGGUUGUUUUAGAAUUAAUUGAAUUGAGAGAAUUGGGAGCAGCGCGUUCUUUAUUAAGACAAACGGAUCCUAUGAUUAUGAUGAAACAGCAAGAACCUGAAAGAUACAUACAUCUAGAGAAUCUGCUUGCUCGGUCAUAUUUUGAUCCACGUGAGGCUUAUCCAGAUGGAAGUACAAAAGAGAAAAGAAGAGCAUAUAUAGCAACUGCCCUUGCAGGAGAAGUUUCCGUAGUACCUUCUAGCAGAUUACUCGCUCUUUUGGGUCAAGCGUUAAAAUGGCAACAGCAUCAAGGUUUAUUACCACCAGGUACAACGAUAGAUUUGUUUAGAGGAAAAGCAGCAGUGAGAGAUCAAGAAGAUGAAAAAUAUCCUACGCAGUUGUCAAAGCAAAUCAAAUUUGGACAAAAAUCACACGUAGAAUGUGCACGUUUUUCACCGGAUGGUCAAUAUUUGGUCACCGGUUCUGUAGAUGGUUUUAUAGAAGUUUGGAAUUUCACAACGGGAAAAAUAAGAAAAGAUUUGAAAUAUCAAGCUCAAGACAAUUUUAUGAUGAUGGAGCAAGCUGUUUUAUCAAUGUCAUUUAGCCGUGACAGUGAAAUGUUAGCAGGUGGUGGACAAGAUGGAAAAAUUAAAGUAUGGAGAGUACAAAGUGGUCAAUGUUUAAGGAGAUUUGAAAAAGCACAUUCAAAAGGGGUUACUUGUUUACAAUUUAGCAGAGAUAAUAGUCAGAUUUUGUCAGCUUCAUUCGACACCACUAUAAGAAUACAUGGAUUAAAAUCUGGUAAAACACUUAAGGAAUUUCGAGGACAUACUUCAUUUGUCAAUGAGGUUGUGUUUGCGCCUGAUGGUCAUAAUAUUAUUAGUGCUUCCUCAGAUGGUACAGUAAAGGUUUGGAGUUUAAAGACAACGGAAUGCAUAGGAACUUACAAAUCUUUAGGUGCUGCCGAUUUAACAGUUAACAGUGUACAUCCUCUUCCAAGAAAUCCAGAACAUUUUGUUGUUUGCAAUCGAUCAAAUACUGUGGUUAUUAUGAAUAUGCAAGGACAAAUAGUAAGGUCAUUUUCCAGCGGUAAAAGAGAAGGUGGAGAUUUCGUAUGCACUGUUGUAAGUCCACGCGGUGAAUUUAUUUACUGCGUUGGUGAAGAUCUUGUACUUUAUUGUUUCUCCACAUCAUCUGGCAAGUUAGAGAGAACUCUUAAUGUACACGAUAAAGACGUGAUCGGUUUAGCGCAUCAUCCUCAUCAAAACUUGUUAUGCUCGUAUAGCGAAGAUGGUUUAUUAAAGUUAUGGAAGCCUUGAAUGGACUAAAUGUAAGGACGUUUGAUUUUCUCUGAAUUAAAUCAAUUUUUAUGCAGUGAGAUCAUAAUGCGUUUCAAAGUUUAAGAAAUGUAAGUUUAUUUAUUUUAAAUGAUCAUCUUUACAAUGUAUUACUGGGAAUUGCUCUACUAAUUUUUAUAUUAUGAAUACAAUUGAUGAUCAGUGAAUAAUAAGUGACAUAUAUGAUUCUAUGAGCUGUGGAAGAGAAGAUACGAACCGAUGAUUUAGAACACUUUUUAUGAAAUAUUUAUAUUAUGGUUCGUUUAAUAAAAAAGAAAUUUUUAA
This is a messenger RNA of Polistes dominula (European paper wasp), 1904 nucleotides long. It is a transcript of the gene Smu1, whose product is annotated as Smu1 spliceosomal factor. The record is from RefSeq and is a predicted model, not a curated record. Gene Ontology annotation, biological process: mRNA splicing, via spliceosome. Gene Ontology annotation, molecular function: protein binding. Lineage: Eukaryota; Metazoa; Arthropoda; Insecta; Hymenoptera; Vespidae.